CAGGGCAGUACUAGAAGCGGACGAGGUCGGAGGUUUGUUUGUCUGCUGCGCUGGGCGUCGGAUGAUGCUGCCGCUGCUGUCCCGGACUGACUGACUCACUCCCAGACUUGACUGACCGGGACAAAGGAUUGUUUUAACUGCACCGGAUCCAGACGUACAUGAGCAGGGGAGAUCGAUCGGAAAGUGCAGUUGCACAGAAGGCCGAGAGCAGUAGGCGCUCUCCUGCAGAGGGUCCGAGGAUAGACCUCCAUUAACUACAACUGACUCACUGCUUCACACAAGGCAUCGAGACAGUGUGAAGUGAGUGUUGUGUGUGAGUGAGAGAGAGAGAGAGGCGAGGAGUGUUAGAGCGAGAGAGAGAGAUAGAGAUAGAGAGAGAGAGAGAGUGAGCGAGGGAAGUGGUAGUCACGCUGUCGUACAGCCAAAGGAAGAAAGAAAGCCAAAAGAUAAGAGAAGCAGGACAAGCUGCAAAACCUCGCUGCGGCACAAGACCAAGAAGGAGAAGACGAAGAAGCAGGAGUAUAUCCCCAAGAGGUCCAGGUGACCAGAUUAAAGGGGCGAACAGGCCAUGAAUCGGAGAUUCACAGGAGGAAAGGACGGAUUGUUUGACCGAUUGCCCCGUACCUGUCGAGUGUCUAUCCAGUCCGAGCGAGGUCAAUCGAUAGUGACCUCGUUUGAUUGCUAGACUGAGCGGGCGAGCGAGCUAGUUAGUGAGGGAGCGAGUGAUCGAUCGAUUGAUUAGAUUGGCGGAGGAAGGAGGUGGAGCGAGCGAGGUCCGUGUGCAAUCACGCAGAAGAUGAGCCACGGCCACCACGGGAGCAGCAACAUGAGCAAGAGCACGAGCAACAGCGUGAACAGCAAUAGCAGCAGCAGGCAAAAUAAGAGGCCGACGCCGCUCAGGAUGAUGAAAGAGGAAGUGAGGCAGUACCGGCCUCCGGUGAUCAUCCACACGUUCUCGCCCAAGAUUAUCCACGUCGAUGCGGCUAAUUUCUCGACGAGGGUGCAGGAACUCACAGGGCGGGGUCUGAAGAGGAAGCCCGAGUGCUCGCCCAGGCCUCGCGAGUACCCGCCCGAGGACCAGUCCUGCGCCUCGCCGAGCUCCAGUGCGGAUUCGGGCCUGCCGGGAGCCGAGAGUGGGGUCGAGAGCACGCACGGAUUCGCCUCGCCGCGAGGGCCCCUAGUGUCAUUCGAUCCCGUGUACCACCACCAGCACCACGCCUUCGAGCCCUCGUGCGCCAGCGCGCACCAGAACGCAGCCAGCGCCAACGAGCAGGCCUCCAAUCUGUUCGCCAAUGCCGUGAUCGCGGCGGCGGGGCCCCAGUACUCUCCAUUGUUCGGGGCCGGCUCCGGACCUCACCUCUUCUCGCCGCUGCCGUCGCCCAACUUCCUCUCGUCCUCGUUCAUGCAAGAUCUGCCGCCGAUUCUGUCGCCGGGCCCGUAUGGGAGCCAGACCUUCGACCCCUACAACUCGCACUUCAAUCCGUCUCCGACCUACGGGCGCUACGGCGCCAGCGCGGGGGGCAUCUCGUCGUUACCAUCGCCCGGAAGCAGCACUGCGUUCAAGGAUAUGGCGCUGAUGAUGUCCCGCGACUCGAAAGGAUGAAUUCGGCGAUCGUCCUCCUCUUCGGGACCUGCGGGGACCCUGGACUCGAGCGAACUCGGGCGGACGGACGGCUGGCGCACAGCACGGAUUCGGUAGGCGUCGGCAUUUGCCGGGAAUCCUCGUGCGCCCGCCGCGCUGAGCCCAACCCAGCCGCAGGAAUCGAAGAGGAGAGACUUUUAAACCCAAUCAGGCAUGAUUCGACUUGUUUGUAUCGAUAUGUUUCGGCGAGUCCGAGAUCUUCGCUCCCGAAUCGGGUCUCGGAUUCGGAUUCGUGCUCGGGCUCGAAGCUCACUCGCUCGCUCGGAACACCACGAAUCGUACAACGAGGAGAAAUGUUCUCUUUUACGCUCAGAUCAGGUAGACAGACACACAGGACCUUCUACUGCUGCUGCUGCUGCUGCUGCGAAGCGGAUCAGACCUCGGAGCGUCAGUGGGAUCGGAGUCACCGGAAUCCGUCCAGAGAUUGCUUCUGCAUGCAUCACCCACCAUCCGCAGCAAGCAGGUGGCCUAUUUUGAACUGAGUUUCUCGUUCUCGCCCUCGGGCAUGGCAUGAUACACAAGAACUUCGCUGUCCUAGCGCCAUGGCGCCCCUUCGACGACGACGACGACGACCACCAGUACACAACCCAACAACAACAACAACUUCAACCUCAUCAUCAUCGACGACGACGACGACGACUGCGACGACCGCUGUAAGCGCUUAAAGACACAUCUAUAGAAGGAUUUUUUUUGGGAUUUCGAAGGAAGCAAUGUAUCGAGCUGAAAGAGGUGAUUGUUCUCUCAUGAUUAGCUUUUCGUGGGCCAAGACUGCACGAUGGAGCCUGGAGGAGCGCGCUCUCCAGCCGCAGAACAGACUUCUUGCGGAUUACAGACUGACCCCUCCGUCAGCGAGCGCCAGCGACGACGACGGAUGGAUCAUGGGGUUCGGCUGAAGUGCGUUCACAAUACUACUACUACUACUACUACUCCUACCACCACCACCACCAUCACCGCCACCACUGUAGAUGUUCCUCGGGGAGUUUUAAUUUCUUACUCUAAGGAAAGAAUUAUGUCUACUUUUACGUUUUAGUGUAGAGAGCGAUUUUUCAGGACGAUGAUCCUCAUGACCAUAGUCACCAACCCUGGGUGAAUCGAUCGAUCGAUCGGUCGUGGGACGAUUGAUUCCUCCGGGUGAUAUUCAGUUGCAGACAUGGCUUCUUCCUCGCCGCUAUCCCAUUCCGGGCUCAUUGUGUACAUACUUCUGCUCCUCCGGGAUGUCAUUCUUAUUUUGCACCUUGGUGUACAAGGUCGUGAGGCACGACCACUGUGCUCUCUGUCUGUUUCCGCUUGUGCUAUGAUAUACUACCAGACGCCAUGGUGACAACCAUGACCUCUCUUUUAAGGAAAACAAAUGUCUCCCUGUCCCUCCAUCAGACUCCAGGUUUUUCAUUAAUGCUUUUCUUCUUCUUGAUGAUUCUCCGCAAUUCAAUCCAAUUCAGCUGUUCGUGAUUCGUCCCUCGUAUUUAGGCUGUAAGAAUUCCGGAAUUUCAACCGGGCCUUUUGGUUCUUCUCGAUUUGUGGUAUGGGGUCAAUGUUCUCCCCAACCUGGCCUCGGGGUUGACCUCUAAACAGGUCGGGUCGACAUACAGUAAAUCGCGACGCGAGUACACUGGCGGUUAUAGAAUGAUGGCAUGUGGACUCAUUGUUCCAAGAUGGUGCGACUUGCGAGUUCCACGGCUCGAGGGUUUGAGCUUCAGCAGGAAGCUCUCUCUCUACUUCUCUCCACAAUUAAGCGGCGGUCGAGAGGUCGUUCGUGGAUCAGAGCAUCUGUUGCGGGCAAUUGAUGUCUGACCCAUCGGAAGUCAGUCUGGCGGAACGGACCAUCCCCUCAAUCGUCCAAUUCGAUUCGGUCCGAUCUGGGUUGGUCUGGACAUUGUCAAUUUUCCCUCGGCUGCAGCCUGAGCCGGAGCCGGAGCCUGAGAGCUCACGGGCAUUAAAUUGAACUGGCUCGAUGGCUGAAUGCACAUCCCUGGCCGCCGUGAUGCGGUCAGUUCGACGAGUCUGCUACGGGAGGAGUCAGUACGAGUCCACUACAGUGUGGAAUCGUGGCUCUGGGAGUAGACAAGAUAGUAGGUUCAUGUGCGUGCCGGUUCUCCACAACGCGGGACGUCAGAGCGAAGUUACUUGUGUUGUAAGACGUGACCGAUUCGAAUAAAAUGGAUGCUUUUACACCUUACGCUGACGUGAGCUCUUCUUCUGCUCUGGAGGCCACCAUUGCCCAUCCUCGUGAUUUACCAUCCACUGGUGAUGGCUCGGCGCUCAUGCUCCAUUCAUCAACUUUUCUGUGAAACGAGCCCGUCUUUCGUGUUAGUGUGGCUACCACGGGGACUAGCUAGAGGAAGCCUGGGGUUACGAGGGAGGUGUCAGGAAAUUCUCGAAUGGCGACUUGGCGAUUGCGUGUUUCUAUGCGAACGGGAGUAGAACUAGAAUGCUUGGCUUUGGAUUCAGCUCGUCCAUCUCAUCUCAUCUCAUCUCAUUCUUGCAAUCCUGCAGGUGUGAUUUGUUCCUUGUCGGUCGUCGUUGCAGACCGAGGAAGAUCAUCGUCAGGCUAUGGCGAAGUUAGGCUGGUCGGUUUGAUAGUUCAAGAUCGUAGUCACUAGACCCCAGUUAACUUGUGUAUCGAUCAAGACUUCGCGGAUGUUGCUAACAAUGAUCAGACACCAUAUCUUUCUUUCUGAAACUGACUCGGGUUGUCCGUCCUCCCUCUGGGUGCGAUUCAUUUCUGGUUUUUCUGACGCUUGGAGCGAGAUUUGAUGUCGUGGCUU
Molecule: messenger RNA, 4407 nt
Organism: Marchantia polymorpha subsp. ruderalis
Lineage: Eukaryota; Viridiplantae; Streptophyta; Marchantiopsida; Marchantiales; Marchantiaceae
Source: the annotation of a GenBank genome assembly